Centruroides sculpturatus (bark scorpion) is the source of this 2680-nucleotide messenger RNA. RefSeq lists its product as uncharacterized. Gene Ontology annotation, molecular function: zinc ion binding; metallocarboxypeptidase activity. Lineage: Eukaryota; Metazoa; Arthropoda; Arachnida; Scorpiones; Buthidae. The transcript has 23 exons. The record is from RefSeq and is a predicted model, not a curated record. Bases 13 to 2655 code for a protein of 880 amino acids. Gene Ontology annotation, biological process: proteolysis.
UUACGUUUGAUAAUGGAAAAUAAGAUAAUUUUCUUUAUAGUACUCUUUGCUUCUUUCGUUUUUGCGAUUAGUUACGAAAAUACUGAUGAUGAUGAUGAUGAUGAUAUCGAUAUUCCCCCAAAAAGAUAUGACAAAUAUUCUGUACUUCGUAUUGUACCAUCCAAAGAAGAGCAUAUAAAGUUUCUUGGAGAUUUUUACAAUGAAAAAGAAUUCGACUUUUGGACUGAUCCUAGAAUGAUAGGAAAACCAGUAGAUAUAAUGAUUCCUCCUCAUAAAUUCCAACAGUUUAAUCACAGUUUGAUUGCAAACAAUAUAGAUUUUCAUCUGCUUACUGACGAUGUACAGAAAUUGAUCGAUGAAGAGAAUGAAUUCUUAAACAAAUCCGAAUCAUUUGUUUCGAAAAGAUCCUUACUUAGUUUUUUUGAUAAAUAUCAUAAAUCGAAAGACAUUUAUAAAUAUUUACAUGACAUUGCACGUGAAUUUGGUUCAAAAAUACAAAUCGAAACUUUGUGUAAGACUUAUCGCAAAAAGAAGCUGAAACUAAUCAAAUUAACUUCUAAUCCUCGUGCGAACAAACCAAUUAUUUGGAUUGAUGCUGGAAUACACGCAAGAGAGUGGAUUGCACCUUCCACAGCUAUAUAUUUCAUAUAUAAAAUUUUAAGUGGAUAUGGAUUAGAUGACGAUGCAACAAAGUUGUUAGAUGCUUACGAUUGGUAUAUAAUGCCCCUCGUUAAUCCAGACGGAUAUGAUUACACAUUCAAAUAUAACCGUUUAUGGAGAAAGAAUCGUUCUCGGAGCCAGGUGCAUUCAGGAGGAGUUGAUCUAAACCGAAAUUUUCCAUUCGAAUGGAAAGGAAUUUUAACCAAACAAUCAGCCAUUUUUCCAGAUUCAGAUGAAUAUAUUGGACCAAGUUCAAUGUCAGAAUUAGAAACUCAAGCUGUAGUAAAGACUUUAUCGGAAGUUAAAAAUAGAGUAAAAUUUUAUAUGAGUUUUCAUUCUUAUGGACAAUAUAUACUCUUACCUUGGGGCUAUAAAUUAACAGUUACUAAAGAUCAUUUUGAACUUAUGACCGUCGCAACACGUGCAGCAUCAGCUAUUAAAAAGUUUUACGGAACGAAAUUUGAACCCGGUAGCAUAAGUACGUUGUUGUAUCCUGCUACGGGAAGUACUGUAGAUUGGGCAUAUGCAGAUCUUGGAGUAAAGUACUCAUACGCUAUAGAAUUGAGAGAUAAAGGAAUGGAAAGGUUUCAGUUAAGCACAGGACAAAUAAUUCCUGUGGGGGUCAAUAUCGACCCGUGGGAAACCCUAAUACAGGCCUACAGAAAAUUCUAUUUCACGAUGAAUCGAAAGUAUAUAUUUAUAAUAAUACUUUUCCUGUCUGCUGUUGCUGAUGAAACUCUCUACGAUGAUGAGGAUGAGGAUGAUGAUGACAGUUUCCCAGACAGAUAUGAUGGAUAUUCUGUCCUUCGUAUUAUACCUUCGACAGUACAAAAUCUUGAAUUAAUUCGAGAUAUUGAUGACGAUGAAUUAGAUUUUUGGACAGAACCAGGAUUGAUAAAUAAGUCAAUCGACGUGAUGGUUCCCCCACAAAAAUUACAAAUAAUUAAAGACACUUUAAUUCAAAAUAAUAUUGAAUUUUUCAUUCUCAUACACGAUGUACAAAGAAUGGUGGAAAAAGAGCGUGAAGAAUUAAACAAUUCUGAAACCUCAUCCCGUCGAAAAAGAUCUUUAAUUUCGUUCUUUGAUAAGUAUCGAACUUCGGUACAAAUUUAUGAAUUUCUGGAUGAAUUGAGAAGUCAUUAUAGUGAACUGAUGAAAAUAAACGAUGUUGGCGUUACUUAUCGUAACAGAACAUUAAAACUGAUACAAGUUAAAGCCAUGCCUAGAUUAAGAAAACCAAUCAUUUGGAUCGAUGGAGGUAUACACGCUAGAGAAUGGAUAACACCUGCGACUGCUAUCUACUUUAUUUACAAACUUUUAACAGAAUAUGGAACUAAUAAACAUAUAACUCAUUUAAUGAAAUCUUAUGAUUGGUAUAUUAUGCCUCUCGUCAAUCCUGAUGGUUACGAUUACACCUUUAGAAAGAAGCGAUUUUGGCGAAAGAAUCGUUCUAAAAGUCCAUUACAUAAGAAAGGAGUAGAUCUGAAUCGAAAUUUUCCAUACGAAUGGAACAAUAGCUUAACACGGCCGAAUGCACGGAAACCGAAAUCACUUGAUUAUAUAGGACCUUUUCCAAUGUCAGAGAUAGAAACUCAGGCGAUAUUUAACAGUUUAAGAAACAUAAAUUCAAGAGUGAAACUCUUCUUAUCUUUACAUUCUUAUGGGCAAUAUAUUAUCUUUCCGUGGGGUUGUAAGACAGAAAACAUUAAAGAUUAUGAUGGCCUUAAAAAUAUGGGCGAACACGCUGCUGAAGGAAUUGAGGAGCUUUACGGAACAGAAUAUAAAACUAAUAGUUUAAUAAAAAUUGUGUAUCCUGCUCCCGGAAAUUCAAUCGAUUGGGCAUACGGCCAUUUUGGCAUUAAACAUUCUUUUGUGUUCGAACUGAGAGAUAAAGGAAAACGUGGAUUUCAAUUAAACAAGAAAUAUAUUAUACCUGUCGGAGAAGAAACCUGGAAAGGUGUUCAAUCUCUUGCUUAUGAUAUUUUACAAGAGUAAAAAAUUUAUAGAAAAUAAAAAAUGG